UCCAAGGCUCCUGACUUAACCUCAACAACUGAGGAGUGACGAGGGGAAGGGGGCCCUUUAAAUUCUACGUAACACUGCUGAGGAAAAAGCUAGAAGGGGUUGAGCACCAGAGAGAGGGGACUUAACGAUCUGCAGGCCACAGGAGUGGAUCUGUUGGAGAGACAAGAGAGCACAGAGCGCAGGAAGUAGAGCAGGCUGAGGAUUUAUACAGGAGGGCAGAGAAAACCUCUGCGUAGAGCAAGUGUUUCGAGGUCAUCGAUCCUUCCACCCCUCACUGAUAACCCCCGCUGUGACCCCCGACAGAAAAGUGGAAAGGGGAAAUUUCCAAUUAAAAUAACCCCUCUGGACAUUUAGCCGCCCUCGUCAUGGCAGCCAUUGAUCUGGAGCGUGGGCUGGAGCACAGAGGCCGGGUCUGGGGACAAGAGAGGCCAGAGCUGACGGACAAUUUCGACUCAGAGAUGCAGGAGUGGGAAGACCAGCUGCAGGACAUCCAGAAGAAAAUCGAAGAGUUGUACAAUGAAGUUCAGGCCCGCAGAGGAGCAAACGACAACGCCAAUGACAACCAGAAGAAUGGCAGCGAAAUGGAGUGUGGCCUGGCGCACCAGAGCAAUGGUCUUUUUGUGCCGGGCCAACACAGCCAGAAUCACCCAGGAGCUCUGCCUGUGCCGCAUCACUAUAGCAACGGCUGCAACUACAACCCCAACGGGUACAGCUACCCCGCGAGUCAUCAGGGAGGCUACGAUUACUGCCAAGGCAACGGCGUCUCAGAGAUCGGGGACUUGCUGCAGGAUUAUUUGGGACAGGGGAAACAAAUAAGCCGGAAGACCAAUGGAGCUCGCCACGUGCAUUUCAGUGACACGAUCAAGGUGAGUCAGGACACCCCUGCACACAAGAACGAGUUCAGAAGAAGAUAUGAAAAUGACAGGUUUGGUCAAGAGCAGGUUCGGGACAGUUUUGAGGCGACUGAAAACAGAAAGAACCAAGUGUCUCACAUGAAGGGCUCCCCUCACAGAGGGAGUUCCCCAAACAAGGAAAACACAGGUGCCAAGCCUCCUCUGGGACAAAGGGAUGCUCCUGCUGCACAAUCACGCUCCCAGCUCCCACUUAAGACUGUUGAGUCCCCCGCUCUGGACAGGAAGUGCUUCAGUCCGGGCGUCCUGGGAGACAGAAAGUGCGGCAGCCCCUCUGUUCUCAGAAAGUUUGGAGCCAUGCUGCAGGAAAACGAAGGCAAAACUCUCACCGAAACCGGGGUGGUGACCCAACAGGGACUGGAGCCAAAGUGCCCAACCCCCGUCUGUCAGCGCAGAGCUCUGGGAGCCGCUGCAGUCGCCGGCAGGGCGCCCGUGCAUAUGCCUUCCCACAAAUGCCAAGCAGAUUCUGAUGUGCUGACAGCAGAUUUAGAGCCGAGCCAAGAACGGGGGUUAGUGUCAGAUUCUGGAAGACAUAACCAUAAAGAUCAGAGGGGAGGCUACGGUGCAUCAAAAGGAUCUCAUCCCAGUCCUCAGCCGUCACACAGGAGAUCACAGGCGGCGGGGAGCCCAAAGAUUAGACCCAGGACGAACAGUGGUGCAGAAAGAGAUGGAGGAAGGAAGCCUGCGCCGCAACAUGUGGAGCCCAAAAUGGACUCCAGGGUGUCAAGUUCCUCCACUGGAGCUCAGAGGAUUCAGAGGGGGGGGUUAGCGGGACAGGAGUUUCCAGGUUGUGGCCGAGUGGGGGAUGAAGGACUCAUUGAGCUGCUGGACAUGCUGGACAUCCAACAUGAGUUCAGCUCCAGUCACAGAACAAGUCACACAGCUCACAGCAGGCAGGAGCAGCAGGUAAAUCCAGCCGAGUCGCCUGCAGUAAACUCGAGGUGCUUCUCUCGUCCCGCACGGCCAGCCAACCAGCGGCCUCCGUCCAGAUGGGCCAGCCGCACCCCGCCCGCCUUAAUCACCGCUCCCUCAGGCCCAGUGUAUCGCUCCCCAAGCCCAAUGACCAGAACCCCAAGCCCAGGCCUGAAGCACCGACCUGCUCUCUCCUACUCCCUUCAGACUGAGACUGUCAUCAUGUGAUACCUUUCCAUCUCAGUAAAGCUCGAACUCUCCCCAGGAAAACCCCUCAACCAACACGCUCUUUGUAAAUAGCGAGGACUUGCUCUGGUAAAGUGCUUUUACGAGAGAGUGGCGGCGAAGUGCUUCAUUUCACCUCUAUGCUGCGUUACGAAAUGAAAAACAUCCACGACAUGCUCCAGUGUUGCUGUGGCUUUUUGCUUCUUCUGUGCCUAACAUUAGUCGACUCUUCCCUCUCUCCUCAUUGUUUUUGUAUUGCGUUUUAAUGUGUUUUCUGUACAAAGAGAUUUAGCAUGCUCCCCUAGAUUGAGGGUGCAUGCUAAUGUGUUUAAUCCUCAUUGUUGCCUCGUUGAAUCAAAUUCAACAUCGCCAAGAGUGGGAGAUGGUUAAUUGGCAAAUGUGUUCCAAGCAGCAAACCUGAUUACUGUCAACUACAGUGUGUUUUACUGUAUCAUAUUGUCAAAGUAAUAUAUUUAAGAUGUUCAAAUACCAGCUGUGAAAAAUUACGGAUAUGCCUUUAAUGUUUUUGGUUUUCUUGGUAAUAAAUAUGAAAGUGCUUCGAAUUAAA
Platichthys flesus (European flounder) is the source of this 2616-nucleotide messenger RNA. RefSeq lists its product as uncharacterized. The transcript has 6 exons. The record is from RefSeq and is a predicted model, not a curated record. Bases 366 to 2051 code for a protein of 561 amino acids. NCBI's taxonomy places the organism in Eukaryota, Metazoa, Chordata, Actinopteri, Pleuronectiformes, Pleuronectidae.